Messenger RNA from Camellia sinensis, 573 nucleotides. Lineage: Eukaryota; Viridiplantae; Streptophyta; Magnoliopsida; Ericales; Theaceae. The record is from RefSeq and is a predicted model, not a curated record.
AUGAAGAGUAUUUUAGACUCCCUCCUCACAAUCAUCUUUCUCCUUACCAUCUUCCUUAUUGCCUUGAACCAUUGCCAAUGUUCUAUCACCAUAUUUCGAAAAGAUCUGAUAACCAAAGUAUGCAAGAAGACUCCCAAUUACAAACUUUGCAAGUCAACUCUGAAAUCAGGCGAUCGGAUCUCCCAAACUGCUAUUAAAGGUCUAUGCCUCAUCGCUACUAAUGCCUCAAUGACUAAGUCAAAGCGGUUUUUAAGCAACAUGAACAUCCUUUAUAAGAAAUAUCCGGAGUUCCAAUCUUUCUUGAUUAAGUGCAAGAAAAGAAUUAGGACAAUUGGGUGGGAGCUUAUUCCAAAUGCCCUUCAAGCAUUGGAAAAUAAUGAUACUUCUAAAGCAGCUCAAGAAACUAUGUCCAAAGCUGUCAUAGGGGCUGAUGAAUGCAUAAACAGUGUGAAGAUCAAAAGGCCAAUUGUAAUUCCAGAAGACCCAUGGAAAAAACUUAAAGAUGAUGCCAAUAGUGUGUAUAAUCUCUUUGCUGUGAAUGUAAGCAUAUUAAAGCAGAUGAAGUCUCCAUAA